This is a messenger RNA of Austrofundulus limnaeus, 1643 nucleotides long. RefSeq names its product exostosin-1. Gene Ontology annotation, cellular component: membrane. The record is from RefSeq and is a predicted model, not a curated record. Lineage: Eukaryota; Metazoa; Chordata; Actinopteri; Cyprinodontiformes; Rivulidae. Gene Ontology annotation, molecular function: glycosyltransferase activity.
AAACAGCUGCUCCCCGGGAAACUUUCAUUCAGCCGGAUGGAUCAUGAACGCAGCGCACCUUUGGUUUCCGGACGCGCGCUCCUCUCACCGCUUCUCUCGCGCACGUGGCUGUAAAACCUCGUGUUUGUGAGUGGGACUGUCAUCCAAGCGGCUUCAUGGGGGCUGCGCACGAGCCGUGGACCCCUGCUCGGGCUGGAGGGGACGCUUCCACAGGUGUUUCCUCUGAACAGUGACCCCCCCAAACCUGAAAAUGCUGAACUGUGGAUAGGGAGUCGCCCCUGUCUCCCUGCGACCCCUCUCCUCAUCAUUUCCUCACCCUCCUCCCUUCCAUCUUCUGCUCUGUGUCUGAAUCCAUUCUCUCCCAUCGCCUCGUCCCCCCACCCCCCGAGACCCUCCCUCCACCUCCUCUUCCCCCCGCAGCACACAUGCAGGCCAAGAAGCGGUACCUGCUCGUGUCUGUGGUGGCCGGUCUCCUCUUCCUCAUCUACCUGUGGGCUCUGCAAAUCGGGGAGUUCCCCCAGCAGCACCAGUAUCCACACACUCCCUAUCAUUACCAGUCUCACCAGCAGAGACAGCAGGACGUGUAYCAGUCCCAACCUCUGCCCCAGAAAGUCCCAUCCAGACCGGCCCGACGCUGGCCAGAGUCCACGGAGCUGCUGGAGCCGUAUCUGGAGGGAGGAGAGCAGGAGGAGGACAGUCCUCAGCUCCACCACCAGCACACCUCUCCUCGGGAACGACGCGCCAUCUGCAACAACAUCUACAAGAACAAACGGUGCCGCAUGGAAACCUGCUUCGACUUUGCUCGCUGCCAGUCGGGCUUCAGGGUUUACAUCUACCCCCCACAGAGAGGGGACAGCAUCUCUGAGACCUACCAGAAGAUCCUGACCUCCAUAGAGGAGUCUCGCUUCCACACCACAGACCCUUCGCGGGCCUGCCUGUUCAUUCUGGCCGUGGACACGUUGGACAGGGACCAGCUCUCGGUUCAGUACAUCCAGAACGUCCGAACCCGCAUCCACAACCUGCCCACGUGGAACGAUGGCAGGAACCAUCUCAUAUUCAACCUGUACUCUGGAACCUGGCCUGACUACACGGAGGACCUGGGCUUCGAGGUGGGUCAGGCCAUGCUAGCCAAGGCCAGCGCAGACGUGGCCAACUUUCGACCCAACUUUGACAUUUCUAUCCCCCUGUUCUCCAAAGACCACCUGCUGAAACGAGGGGCGACGGGUUACCCGACGCUGAACGAUGCCCCGCCUUUCAGGAAGUACCAGCUGGUUUUUAAAGGGAAGCGCUACCUGACCGGGAUCGGCUCAGAGACCAGGAACGCUCUCUAUCACGUCCACAAUGGGGAUGAUGUCAUUCUGCUGACCACCUGCAAACACGGCAAAGACUGGGAGAAACACAAAGACUCACGCUGUGACCGAGACAACAGAGACUACUCACAGUUCGACUACCAGGAGCUGCUCCACAACUCCAGUUUCUGCCUGGUGCCACGGGGCCGUCGGCUGGGCUCGUUCCGCUUCCUGGAGGCGUUACAGGCCGCCUGUAUCCCAGUUAUUCUGAGUAACGGCUGGGAGCUUCCGUUCUCUGAGGUGAUCGACUGGAGGAAAGCUGCCAUCAUCGGAGAUGAGAGAUUGCUUCUACAG